Desarmillaria tabescens is the source of this 1134-nucleotide messenger RNA. RefSeq lists its product as uncharacterized. The transcript has 10 exons. Bases 1 to 1134 code for a protein of 377 amino acids. The record is from RefSeq and is a predicted model, not a curated record. NCBI's taxonomy places the organism in Eukaryota, Fungi, Basidiomycota, Agaricomycetes, Agaricales, Physalacriaceae.
AUGUCUGUUCUAUCUGAUGGACCAGGACUGGAAGAUGGGACUGCCAUUGCUGAUGAUUCUGUUGCAACAUCUGUUUUCCACAUGGUGUCAGGGCAUAAUGAGACUUCAUGCCUUGCAAUGAACACGUCGAAGAUCCGCAGAAUGGGCAAUGAUAAUGUGUGGGGGCCAUUGGUGCAGUGCAAGAAAUAUAUCAGGCAAGUGGAAACGCGCUUUCUUCCUUGCACCACCACCAUCCUUGUCCCAUGGCUCACAGAAACACUGUCACCUCUGAGUCUGAUGAUGAAGUUAGAGUGCCUUGUCAAAGAAUUACAUCUUACAGAUAAAAACCAUCAAGAGCAAUACAUGAAAAAGCUCGAAAGAGAAAAUGCGGCCUUGAAGAAGAAGAACCAAAAGCUUGCUACCACCAAAGAUCUCCAGGAGCAUGCUGAUGAGGAAUAUUGCCUCUUGCACAAUGGCUACUCCAAGCGAACUUGUACCAUUGCACGUGGUGAGAAAGGUCUCAAUCUUUGGGACUAUAGUGGUACUGCAAAGAGUGUGAUCCAUGAGGUCCUCCAGCGCUAUGAGAACAAGAUUUUUACAGUUGACGCAUACCCUGAUGAUACAAAGCAAGCUGAAAUUGUUCAUUCUCUGUGGGCUGAUGUGUGUGAGAAUGUCAGGAAAGAGUUUGAACUGACUGCUGCUCUUCAGUCCAUGGUCUCCGACAAAAAGAAAAUUCAACAAACAAACAAGAAUCUCUACGUUAUGCUCUCAACUGGCAGUGCAUUCUCCUUCAAGAAUCAAAAGGCCCCCGGAAUCAGGUACUCGGAUGACUAUGACCUGAUUAAACCAGAAUCCUUGGCACUAGUCAUGACUAUUCUCGAGAACUGUAUUGAAGAAUGGUCUAGCAGUAAAUAUGUACCGAGACCUCUGGAUGAGGAUAUCCAACGCCCACGCUAUCUCGCUCAUCUGGCAGAUGUCAAGAAAUGGUCUAAUUCUGGUGCAAAAGCGAAGGAGAAAGUGACAGGAUAUCUCGACGAUGAAGAGGAAGAAAAUCGGGCUAAGGCAGAUCUCGAUGGUAGGACCGGAGAAACAGAUAGUGAAGAUGAACCUGAUGAAGAUGAUGAGGGGAACCAGAUGGAGGUCCUGGAUGAAUGA